Jatropha curcas is the source of this 965-nucleotide messenger RNA. RefSeq names its product P-loop containing nucleoside triphosphate hydrolases superfamily protein. Gene Ontology annotation, cellular component: cytoplasm. NCBI's taxonomy places the organism in Eukaryota, Viridiplantae, Streptophyta, Magnoliopsida, Malpighiales, Euphorbiaceae. The record is from RefSeq and is a predicted model, not a curated record. Gene Ontology annotation, molecular function: gluconokinase activity.
GUUAGACUUCAAUCAUAUGGGGUCAAAAUGUUAGGCAGCGUAGUGCAGUUGACAGUUGUACAAUCCCUUCGCUUCUCCUCAUUUGCUGGAUUCAGAAGCAGAAAUUAAUCCUACAAUUUGUUGCAGCAGCAUUCAUCCAAUCUCUGUAGAGAAAGGAUUAUCUUUUGAAGCUGCAUAUUUUUCUGACUCUGCUUCGUGGAUUUGUCUAAGCUGUGGAUCAAUUAUGGCUUUUGAUCUCAAAGGUAAAGCUAUUGUGAUUAUGGGAGUCAGUGGUGCUGGGAAAUCUACAAUAGGCGAACUGCUGUCCAAGAUUUUGAACUGUAGUUUUCUUGAUGCUGAUGAUUUCCAUUCACAGUCAAACAAAGAAAAGAUGCGUCAAGGCAUUCCUUUAUUGGAGGAGGAUCGGAUUCCAUGGCUUGGAAGUCUCCGUGAUGCUUUAAGGGAGAGGAUGACUAGUGGAAAAAAUGUUGUACUUGGUUGUUCUUCUCUGCAGAAGCGAUAUCGGGAAAUUCUUAGAUCUGCUGACCCCAAUUAUAAACUUGGAAGCUAUGUCAGUGCAGUUAAGUUUGUGUUGCUGGAUGCCAAGGUUGAGGUGCUUGUGGAUCGAUUAAAUAGAAGAGCUGCAGAAGGGAAACAUUUCAUGCCAGCUACCCUUUUGCAAUCACAGCUAGACUUACUGCAGACAGAUGAUUGUGAAGGAAUAUUUAAAGUGGAUGCUGCUCUAAGUCCUCAAGCAAUUGUAAAUGCCAUUAAAAGCUUUGAUUUUAUGAACAAGGUCUCUUAGACCAUAUUAUCUUACAAAGCAUCCUUUUUAAUCUUCUCAAGAUGAAUUACGGAAUAUCCAUUUUUACACAGAAAAAGAUGAUUCAGCUAAGUUUGUGUAAUCAAAGAAUUAUUGGAACCCACUGGGUCACAGUGGAUCAUUUUUAAUGCAAUGAAAAAUACAAAUAUUGUUAUUAUCGUCA